This is a messenger RNA of Oppia nitens, 1134 nucleotides long. Its product is annotated as trace amine-associated receptor 13c-like. Gene Ontology annotation, biological process: G protein-coupled receptor signaling pathway. The coding region runs from base 1 to 1134 and encodes 377 amino acids. The transcript has 4 exons. NCBI's taxonomy places the organism in Eukaryota, Metazoa, Arthropoda, Arachnida, Sarcoptiformes, Oppiidae. Gene Ontology annotation, molecular function: G protein-coupled receptor activity. The record is from RefSeq and is a predicted model, not a curated record. Gene Ontology annotation, cellular component: membrane.
AUGAAUGAGUUGCCAUUCAGAGGAAAGGCCUGUUGGCAAAUAUCUGACACAACUAACAGUUCUCUACAUGUCAUACAAUCAUUGACUGUUGAGGAAUGUAUUAAAGCAACGAUUGUAUUGUUGAUAACAAUAGCUGUAAUAGUGUUGAAUACUUUAAUGAUUGUCGUACUUCACAGUAAAAACUAUUCCCGAUAUUUAAGAGAUUUACCAAAAAUUUUGAUGACAUCGCUAUCAUUGACCGACUUAGCCGUCGGAAUACUGGUCACACCAAUCAGUUUGAUAUCAAUUGUCAAACAGUGUUGGCCGUGGAGUCCAACGGUGUGUGCAAUUGAAGCCCUACUCAUUGCCGCACUCUUUCACGAAUCAACACUUUCUUUACUAUGUAUUGCUAUCGAUAGAUAUAUUUGUAUCAUUCAUCCACUUAGAUAUCACACACUUAUGACUAAAAAGAUUUGUUAUGCAAUGGUAUCGCUGUCUUGGUUUAUGUCAUUUUCAGUAUACGCUAUACUUAUUUAUCCCAAUGCAGAGUAUCGCUAUGAUUCAAAUGGUAUAAUGAGUUGCGAACCAUUUUAUGAGAAAAAAUUGAUAAUAAUAUUAGCGACGACACUAUUUUUUAUACCACCGGCCUUUACACUCGUCUACUGCUAUAUAAAAAUCUUAAGAGUAGCGCACCGGCAGAUCAAAAACAUACAAAAAUGUCCAUCAAAUGCUUACAGUACUAUCCAGGGAUACGACAAUAUUCGCAAAUUUAAUGUGAAGGAAAAGAAGAAAACAUAUCGUAUUUUAGUAACUCUGGGCUCCAUAUCUGUAGGCUUUUUGAUUGCAGUGACUCCGUGGACACUAACAGAGCUGAUAUCGUCAGUCUGGAAGGUCAACCUCCCGAGUAAUGUCGAGUUUGUCGUCACUUGGAUUGCCAUAAGUAACUCAUUCUGGAAUCCUAUUCUCUACGGACUACUAAACAAAUCUUUCCGAAGUGUCGCUUAUGAACUCAUCUCAAGAUUUUUAUUCAAAAAUUGUUUGACGCGAAUCAUUGCAAACAGUUUUAUAUUUAAUAAUCGAUUUCACAAUCGAAACUCUUCACCAAAUAGUGGUAGAGUUGACUUUAUUUUGCCGCAAACUGACGGAUCAGUUUGA